Messenger RNA from Lycium ferocissimum, 1205 nucleotides. RefSeq names its product protein neprosin-like. NCBI's taxonomy places the organism in Eukaryota, Viridiplantae, Streptophyta, Magnoliopsida, Solanales, Solanaceae. The record is from RefSeq and is a predicted model, not a curated record. The transcript is spliced from 5 exons. Bases 45 to 1205 code for a protein of 386 amino acids.
UGUUAUGUUAGUUACUUUGAUUUUUUCCAAAAGGCCUUACAUUCAUGCCUACAAAAAAAAUGAAUGAAUUCAGGAUGCAUCAAAGAAUUGUUCAACUAACUUUAUUGGUGUUAUAUUUUCUUUUGAGUUAUAAUGGGGUGCAAGGAGAAAAAAAGCUAUUCAAAUUGAAGGACGUGGAGUUAGAGAAACAACUAAAACUUUUGAAUAAGCAAGCAAUCAAAACAAUUAAGACUAAAAAUGGGGAUAUAUAUGACUGUAUAGAUUUCUACAAACAACAUGCGUUUGAUCACCCGUUGUUGAAGGACCAUAAUUUUCAUCCUAAGAUGAAACCUACUUUAUCUAGGAUGAAGCAAAACUCGGAUGCCUCAACAACUAGUAGGUCAUCGACAAUGCGGUUAAAAAAUGGAGGUUGUCCUUCUGGAACUGUUCCUAUUAAGAGAACUACGAAAGAUGAUCUUAUAAGACAAAGAAGUAUGCCACCGCCAGAAAAUGUCAAUUUCGACGCUCAAUUUGUUGGCGUGGAUCCAACAUUAUAUGGGGAUAAUCAAACUAGGCUUUUCAUACAUAUUCAGGCAGGUAAAAUUCAUUGUUUCAAUACAUUAUGUCCUGGCUUCAUAAUAGUAAACACGGAGAUACCUCUUGGUAUGUCAUAUGAGGACAAUAUUUCAGAACGUGGAGGGACGACAUGGGAGGACACAAUGUACAUUCAGAGGGUACUUUUGUACUUAUUUUUAUUAUGUAAAAUAUUUAUCAUGUUUAUACAAAUAUAUGAAUUACAAUUUGAGAGGAACGUAAAUACUGACAUUGAUAUUUUAUUUUUCAAAACUAAGGAUGUAGUCGGAAAUUGGUGGCUUUUAAUUGGAGAAAACUAUGAACAAAUUGGUUUUUGGCCGCCAAGGAUCUUCACUGACUUGGCAAGUUUUGCUACGAAUGUUGAGUGGGGAGGAGUUGUAUAUAGUCCACCAGGUGUACCUGCACCUCCAAUGGGCUCAAGUUUUUUCCCUAGUGAAAACUCUGCUUAUGAUGCUUAUUGUAGGAGCAUUGCAAUUAUAGACGAGAUAGGAUGGACAGUUUACCUACAUAGAGUAAUCAUACAUGUCGAUAAUCAUUUUAUGUACAAGGUUUUAUUCGAACGACUUUCAAGUGAUUCAAAGUCUUUUGCUUUUGUGCUUUAUGGUGGACCUGGUGAAAGUGCACCCGUCUAA